Messenger RNA from Haemonchus placei, 300 nucleotides. NCBI's taxonomy places the organism in Eukaryota, Metazoa, Nematoda, Chromadorea, Rhabditida, Trichostrongylidae. The record is from the annotation of a GenBank genome assembly.
AUGUGCCAACGCGGCUGUUUUUUUGAAACAGCGGCAUGGGCUGGUGUAGAAGAAAAGAAUUGUUCUACGAAUACUGACGGUCGAACGAUGUCUUGCUAUACAUGCAUGGGACGGGAUAUGGAGAAUUGUAUGCAUGGGGUAACGUGCUGUAAAGGUUCCUGCUUCAAGUUGGUUGAUGAAGAACAUGACAUGAUCGUGAAGGGAUGUACGAAUGACGACGAAGAAGAUGCCUCGAUGAAAGUUCGUACUUUGGACAUGGGACUUUAUUGGGUGAAUAACGAAAAGGUCAAAGGUAAGUGA